This is a messenger RNA of Diaporthe batatas, 951 nucleotides long. RefSeq lists its product as uncharacterized. The transcript has 2 exons. Lineage: Eukaryota; Fungi; Ascomycota; Sordariomycetes; Diaporthales; Diaporthaceae. The record is from RefSeq and is a predicted model, not a curated record. The coding region runs from base 214 to 747 and encodes 177 amino acids.
UCCUCAGCUGGCAGCAGGGGGUGGUAACGCCGGCCCUGGGCACCUCCUCGGGUGGUUGUGCGGAUAGCCAGCUGGAGAUGGCGCCUGGUUAACUCGCAUGCCCCCUCCCAUGAUUUUAUAAGAAUCGGAAGCCAUGCCCCAGAGUUCAACACAUGCUCCCAGUCACAACAACCACUCCAUUUAUUGAGCACCAUCCGAGAUCCCACCCUAGGGAUGGAUGAUUUCACCACCGCCGUUUCGGUCAUAGUUGGGUCCUUUGCCCUGCUCUUCGGCUGGAGGAAAUUCAGGAGGGGGCCCCCACCACCGGCCCCCACCGCCAACCCUCCGCCGGCCGUCACAACCCGACCCACGGCUGUCACCGACCGCGAGGCCAAGCGGCAUGUCCAGGAGGCGUGCUGGAUCCACCAGCGGUGGUCCGUCGCCGAGAACACCCACGUCGCCUGCUUCGACCUGUUCACGAUCCUGGCAACCGACGAGGCCUCGUUCUGCGGUGAGGCCGACUCCUUCGCCGCAGUCGUCGGGCCGUCGAUGCAAGACCACUCCAUGACCGGCGAGGAGAAGACGCGCGUGAUGAUGAGCGCGUGGAAAUACCUGAGUGAUCCCGAGAGAUACCACACCUACACCACGGUCCUCGCGCCGCUCGUCGCCAAGCAGAAGCAUGAUCUCAAGCUGGACUGUGUGGCCCGGCCCGUAGGCAGGGCGCCACCGCCAGGACUUGGCGCCAUGUCAAAUAUCUGUGGGUGGUGACACUGCGUGCCAGGCCAAGGGGCCAUCGUGGUUGACUCGACACGGCGGGUCGGAGACGGAGCUGUCUGGGGUUGGGGUUGCUUGCUUGGGGGGGGUCCUUAAGUCUGUCAUGUCAGUAGCUCACGAUAACACGAACCAAGGACCACACCCAUUUCACCUAUUCCUGUUCCACGGCAUUCCUUGUAGCACUACCAUCCACAUGAG